AAUCAAGAACUUCCACAUAAGGGUCGAAAAGAAGAGGAAGUUGCAGAUAAAGUUCCAUACUACAAGCUGUUCUCCUUCGCUGAUCGUGCUGACCAUCUCCUAAUGCUUGUUGGUACAGUCGCAGCAGUUGGAAGUGGGAUUUGCUUGCCUCUUAUGCAAGUGAUAUUGGGAGAGAUGAUCAACUCGUUUGGUGAGACACUGGAUAGAAAGCAAGUUGUGCAUGAAGUAUCAAAGGUAUCUUCAAAGUAUGUGUACUUGGCUCUGGGGUCUGGAGUAGCAUCGUUCUUGCAGGUAGCUUGCUGGAAUAUCACAGGAGAGAGGCAGGCUGCUCGGAUAAGAAGCUUAUACCUGCGAUCUUUAUUAAUGCAAGAUAUUGCAUUUUUUGAUAAAGAAAUUAGUACAGGAGAGAUAAUUGAGAGGAUAUCCGUUGAUACUAUUACUAUCCAAGAUGCCAUUGGUGAAAAGGUUGGAAAAUUCAUACAGGUGUCUGCUUCUGUUUUCGGAGGCUUUAUCAUAGCUUUUAUCAAGGGAUGGCUACUCUCCUUGGUCUUGUUAUCUUCAAUUCCGCCACUCAUCCUUGCGUCCUCUGCGAUGACUAUCCAACUGGCAAAGCGAGCAUCUCAAGGACAAGCAGCCUAUUCAGUAGCAGCAACAGUGGUUGAACAGACUCUCAGCUCAAUUAGAACAAUUGCAGCUUUUACAGGGGAGAAGAAAGCUAUUGUCGAAUAUGGCAAUUCCCUAAAUAAAGCAUACAAAUCAGGAGUGCAAGAGGGCUUGGCAGCUGGCUUGGGUUUUGGUCUUUUUACAUUCUUUUCCUACUGCACUUAUGCCUUGGCUAUAUGGUUUGGAGCCAAAAUGAUAUCUGAGAAAGACUAUUCUGGAGGAGAUGUCCUGAAUGUAACACUUGCUGUGUUAUCCGGAUCCUUUUCCGUUGGGCAUGCAUCCCCUUGCUUGAGUGCAUUUGCAUCCGGACAAGCUGCAGGUUUUAAAAUAUUUCAGAUAAUGAAGAGAAAGCCAGGUAUCAGUCCUUACAAUUCAGAUGGACUGAAAUUGGAUAAUAUGUCUGGCACUAUAGAAUUGAAAGAUGUCUAUUUCAGUUAUCCAGCAAGGGUACAUGAACAGAUAUUCAGAGGAUUUUCUCUCUUGAUACCAAGUGGAACAACUACAGCAUUGGUUGGACGAAGUGGAAGUGGAAAAUCAACCGUUCUAAGCCUUAUCGAGAGGUUUUAUGAUCCUCAAGCAGGCGAGGUUCUGAUAGAUGGAGUUAAUAUCAAGGAAUUUCAACUUAAGUGGAUAAGAAGCAAAAUUGGUCUUGUCAGCCAGGAACCUGUAUUGUUUGCCUCUAGCAUUGGGGAUAAUAUAGCAUAUGGGAAGGAUAACGCGAGUCUUGAAGAGAUCAAAUCUGCUGCAGAACAUGCCAAUGCUGCAAAGUUCAUUGACAAAUUACCUCAGGGACUAGACACAAUGGUUGGUUUGCAUGGAAUUCAGAUGUCAGGGGGACAAAAGCAGAGAAUUGCCAUAGCAAGAGCAAUUCUGAAAGACCCCAGAAUUCUACUUCUGGAUGAAGCAACAAGUGCUCUUGAUGCAGAAUCUGAGAGGAUUGUGCAACAAGCUUUGGAUGGGGUCAUGGUCAACCGAACAACCGUUGUUGUGGCACAUCGUUUGAGCACAGUGAAGAAUGCAGAUAAGAUUGCUGUUACUGAUCAAGGAAAGAUUGUUGAAAAAGGUUCGCAUGCUGAGCUACUACAAGAUCCUGAAGGAGCAUACUCCCAGCUCAUACGGUUACAACAGCUUAGCAAAGAAUCAUAUGACCAUGUUGUGGAUAAUCAUGAUGGUUCAGAGAUUGAAGUAGAUUCUGGAAGACAUUCGAGCCAGAGAAUUUCCUCCCUAAAAUCCAUAAGCCAGUGCUCAUCUGCAGUUGGUAACAGUAGCCGUCACUCAUUCUCCAUUUCAAUUAGUCUGCCUGCCGUUGUCAGCAUGCAAGAAACAGCACUGGGAAAAUCCCAAGAACCAGUUUUGAUGCCAUCAAAUAUGGACCAACAAGUUCCACUUUACAGCUUGGCCUAUCUUAACAAACCAGAAAUUCCACAAUUAUUGCUUGGUUCCUUAGCAGCUGUUGUUGCUGGAGCAAUUUUACCAAUUUUUGGGGUAAUUCUCUCAAGAGCAAUCAAGACAUUCUAUGAGCCUCCUCAUGAACUUCAUAAUAAUUCAAGAUUCUGGGCAUUAAUGCUAGUAGUUCUUGGGGUGUCUGCUUUGUUGGCAACACCAUUAAAAACAUACUAUUUUGCUGUGGCAGGAUGUAAGCUAAUCAGACGUAUUCGAUUGAAGUGCUUUGAGAAAAUAGUUCAUAUGGACAUAAGUUGGUUUGACAGGCAGGAGAAUUCAAGCGGUAGAAUUAGCUCCCGGCUUUCAAUUGAUGCAACAUCUGUGAGAAGUCUAGUUGGCGAAUCACUUUCCUUGCUUGUUCAGAAUAGUGCAACAGCUUUCGCAGGCCUACUUUUCGGUUUUGCAGCAAGCUGGCGGUUAUCUCUCAUAGUAAUAGUCACGUUGCCAUUGAUUGGCCUUAAUGGAUAUAUGCACUUGAAAUCAUUAAGUGGAUUUGGUGCUGAUGCAAAGAAGUUGUACGAGAAAGCCACUCAGGUAGCCAGUGAUGCAGUUGGAAGUAUUCGGACAGUUGCAUCCUUUUCUGCUGAGGAUAAGGUGAUAUUCCUGUAUGAGAAGAAAUGCAAAGGCCCCGUGACAAUAGGAAUAAAACAAGGAUUGUAUGGUGCUGUAGGAUAUGGUUUGUCCAUGUUCUUCUUUUACUCUGUUUAUGCAAUCAUUUUCUACACUGGAGCUCGGCUUAUUAAGGCUGGGGAGACAACAUUUAGUGAGGUUUUCCAGGUUUUUUAUGGCUUGAGCAUGGCUGCCGUUAGUAUAUCUCAAUCAGGCAUGCUUAGUCCGGACUUCAGCAAAGCAAGAAGUGGUGCUGCUUCCAUCUUUGCACUGCUUGACCUGAAUUCACCUAUCGACUCGAGCAAAACCACAGGAAUUACUAUGGACAAUGUGAAGGGAGACAUAGUAUUACAGCAUGUCAGCUUCAAAUAUCCAAGUAGACCUGAAGUUCAGAUUUUUAAAGAUCUUUGUUUGGCUGUUGAGUAUUGCCAGACACUUGCUCUGGUCGGAGAAAGUGGAAGUGGAAAAUCUACCGUCAUUUCGUUGCUGCAAAGAUUUUAUGAUCCUGAUUCUGGCAAAAUCACACUAGACGGAGUGGAACUGCAAAGUCUGAAUUUGAAAUGGUUAAGGCAGCAGAUGGGAUUAGUAAGUCAGGAACCUGUUUUAUUUAAUGGCACAAUCCGUGCUAACAUUGCAUAUGGCAAAGAAGGUAGUGCCGCAGAAGCUGAAAUCAUAUCUGCAGCAGAAAAAGCAAAUGCUCACAAUUUUAUCAGCAGUUUACAACAGGGUUAUGACACAAUAGUAGGUGAAAGAGGGACACAAUUAUCAGGUGGACAGAAGCAAAGAGUGGCGAUUGCCCGAGCAAUUAUAAAGUCCCCCAAGAUCUUACUUCUUGAUGAGGCCACUAGUGCUCUUGAUGCUGAAUCUGAGAAAGUAGUUCAAGAUGCAUUGGUUCAAGCUAUGGUUGGGAAAACCACAAUAGUGGUGGCGCAUAGGCUCUCCACAAUCAAGGGGGCAGACUUGAUAGCAGUUGUUAAAAAUGGAGUGAUUCAAGAGCAAGGAAGCCAUGAAAGCUUGAUUAGUAUGAAAGAUGGCAUCUAUGCUUCUCUUGUAGAACAAUAUUCCAGUGCUCCAUCAACAUGA
This is a messenger RNA of Coffea eugenioides, 3798 nucleotides long. RefSeq names its product ABC transporter B family member 4-like. NCBI's taxonomy places the organism in Eukaryota, Viridiplantae, Streptophyta, Magnoliopsida, Gentianales, Rubiaceae. Gene Ontology annotation, biological process: transmembrane transport. The transcript is spliced from 12 exons. The record is from RefSeq and is a predicted model, not a curated record. Gene Ontology annotation, cellular component: membrane. Gene Ontology annotation, molecular function: ATP hydrolysis activity; ABC-type transporter activity; ATP binding. The coding region runs from base 103 to 3798 and encodes 1231 amino acids.